AUGACUGCGGAUGUCGAAGCGGUUCUCGCGCGCUUGCGCAGCGUGCUCGAUCCGGUGGAGGGGGCGGCGCCCGCGCGUCCCCUCCAUGGCGACGGGGAUCUGGAUGAUGUGACGCGUCCGGUGGGGCGCAAACUCAAGCCUGCUGCGGUGCUGGCGCUGCUGGUCAAGCGCGACAGCGGUCUGACAGUCCUGUUCACCCGGCGCGCGGACCAUUUGCAGGCCCAUGCCGGGCAGGUCAGUUUUCCGGGCGGGCGCCAGAUGGCGGGCCGAGAAACCCUUGCUGAAUGCGCUCUGCGCGAGACCGAGGAAGAGGUGGGUCUCUCGCCCGAGGCCAUCACCCUGCUGGGGCGCUGGGAAAGCUAUGAGACGGUGACCGGUUACGCAGUGACGCCGUUCGUUGGCGUCAUCGAGCCCGGAUUUGAACUGAACCCGGACCCCGGUGAAGUCGCCGAAGUGUUCGAGACGCCGUUCGACUUUCUGAUGGAUCCGGACAAUCACAAACUCGAAGCCCGUGAAUUCGCAGGGAUGUUGCGGCGUUAUUACGCCAUGCCCCAUAAAGGGCGGUAUAUCUGGGGGGCGACAGCGGGCAUGCUGCGCGCCCUGUCGAUCCGCUAUGCACAGGGGCGGCCACAGCCGUUGAUGACCCGCAUCUUUCUUCUGAUGCUCGCCGCCUUCGCGCUGCCUUAUGUCGCGGCGCGCAUCCUGUCGGCCGUGGGCGUGAUCAAGCAGCCUGUCUCCGCCAUUCUCGGCAUUGUGCUGGGUCUGGGCGCGGCGAUGGUCAUGCUCCUUGUCAUCGUGCUGGUUGAGACUGAUUCCAGCUCCCGCGACGGCGCGUAUCAGCCGCCCCGGCUGGAGGAUGGCGAGAUCCGGUCGGGCAUGCGGCUGGACCCUUCCGAGCACGCUUUUCUGAGCGCGCCUGACACGCGUGCGGUGCUGGACGCGAUCAGCCCGGGCGAGACGGAUCGAGCGCGCAUCGUGGGUGGCGCGGUGCGCAAUGCGCUUCAGGGCGCGCCGGUCGAGGAUGUGGACAUCGCCACGCAGCUGACCCCGCAAGAAACCCUGGACGCGCUGAAAGCCGCCGGGAUCAAGGCGAUUCCCACCGGGCUCGAUCACGGCACCAUCACCGCGGUCAUCAAGGGCAAGCCGUUCGAGAUCACGACGCUGCGCAAGGAUGUCUCCACCGAUGGCCGGCGCGCCGUGGUCGCCUUUACGACCGACUGGGCCAUCGACGCCAGCCGCCGCGAUUUUCGCCUCAACGCCAUUUAUGCGCGCCGGGAUGGCAGCCUGUUCGAUCCGUAUGACGGUGUUGCGGACGCGCUGGCCCAUCGGGUGAUCUUCAUUGGCGAGGCGGAUGAGCGCCUGGCCGAGGACGUCUUGCGCAUAUUGCGGUUUUAUCGCUUCAACGCCUGGUAUGGCUCGGCGCUGGACCCGGAAGGCCAUGCCGCCUGCGUGCGCGCCGCGCCCGGGUUGAAAGCGCUGGCGCGGGAGCGGGUGUGGAAAGAGCUCAAGACGCUUCUGGCCGCCCCCGACCCCGGACCUGUGGUCAAAGCGAUGCAGGAAGGCCACGUUUUUGAACCGGUUUGGCCGGAACGGCUCGACUUAAACCUUCUCUUAAGCAUAAUUAACGCCGACAGAGGGAAAGGGCGCGCGCCUGACACGCUCAUCAGGGCGGCGGCGUUGUGCGGGGGAGAUGUGACCACAGUGCGCAGCCUGGGCCAUCAGAUGAAGGCGUCCAACGCAGAGACAGAUCGCCUGAUCGCGAUGUGCGCCCCUGCGGCUGAUGGCGCAGAUUCGGUGCGGCCGGGAGCAGAGGCCCGGGCGCGUCGUCGGGCGCUUUAUACGCUUGGCGCGCAGACCUUUGCUGACCGGAUGCGACUCGCCGAAGCGCGCGGCGAGGGCGAGGCCGACGCUGAUCUGGACGCGGCGGCGCACUGGCGCAAGCCGGACUUGCCGGUGACGGGGCGCGAUCUGAUCGCGCUGGGUUUCGAGCCCGGUCCCCAGCUGGGCGCGGUGAUGAAACAGCUUGAAGCGCGCUGGAUCGACAGUGACUUCAACCUCGACCGCGAGACGCUUCUGGCGCGUGCGGCGGAGGCGAAAGGCGGCGAAUUGUUCGCCGCGGAUCUGCAUCUGCAUGAUCGCCGGGCGCUGGAAGAGAAGGCCAAGGCGCUCAACUUCACUGAAGCGGAGACCACCAACGCCUUUGUGGAUGCCGAGAUCGCCCUGCGCAUCCAGCUCGCCAAGACCAUCAGCGCCGCCAAUGAGAAGCGCAAGAUCAAGGACUUGCCCCGCCGGGCGCGCCAGACCAUGGCGGACGCCUAUCUGCAGGCGAACCGGGCGCACUGGUCGGCUGCGGCCGAAGCGCCGGGUUUCGAGAACCUGUUCCAGACCGAAGGCGAGAUUUCCCAUCGCGAUCCGCUGAACGGGGAGAAAUGGGGCAUCACGGCCAACCUCCUCGUCUUCGAUUUCGUCGAGGCGUUCUUUGACCUGCUGCCCGGCGAGGAGCAGCUGGAAUUCAGCCGCGACCUCAAUCAGCGCCUGCAGCGCGGGGAAUCGCGCUGGUAUUUCCAGCUCGGGCGCUGGCGGCGGGAUGACUGGCCGCGUGAGCGCGACAGCCAGUUUGAUCAGAUCCUCUAUUCGCUCAAGAGUCAGGCCGAUCAGGCGCUGACCGCGCAGGACAACAGGAUUCGCAAUGGCGAAGGGGUUGAAGCGGGUGAAACGCUUGACCCCCAGAAGGUCUCGCAAUCGCUCUCCGAAGCCGCCCGCAGCCUGUGGGAGGCCGACCGGCUGCUGGAUUCUGACCUUCUGUCCAAGAAGGUGCGCCACGGGGCGGCGGUGCGCGCGGCGCGUCAUGCGCUCGAUGAAUGCCUGACCCAUUUCAAGGGCAAGCUCGAAGGUCCGUUCGUCAAGGCCAAGCCGCCCAAGGACCGCAAACCGGCGCGUGGCCUGCCGCGUCUGGGCGGCCCGGCGACGGACAAGUCGGCGCUCAAGGGCGUAUCGAACGGUCUCGCGGCGGCGAUCCGGAUCGAGAUGAUCGGCAAAUGGCUCGCCCAUGGCGGGCCGGAAAACCUCAAGAACCAGCGGGUCAACGCGCUGGACCGCGCCAGCCUGGCCGAAAUGCUGCUGCGUCUGGUCCUGUUCGGUCUGCCUGAAACCGACAGCCCUGACGAUAUCGAGGAAGCGGAAGCGGAGGAGAUCCGCAGCUAUUCCAAGAUAACCGGAGUGCGCAAGGCGCCCAACAAGGGCGGCAAGCUGCUCAACCAUGGCGAAGGCAGCCUGAUGCUGAACAUGGAUGACGAGGCCAGCGCACGUCUCGCCGUCGAUGUGCUCGCCCGUUUGUGCCAGUUCGCCACAGGCUCGGCGGGCUGCGCGCCACGCAGCCCCUGCAUCGCGAGUUUGAUCCGGUGGGCGACUUCCCGCGUCGGGCCGAAUCCGCCUUCUGGCAGCUUGCGACGAACUGGAUUCUCAUGGGUGGGGCGGGCGCCGCGCUGA
Messenger RNA from Symbiodinium sp. CCMP2592, 3489 nucleotides. NCBI's taxonomy places the organism in Eukaryota, Dinophyceae, Suessiales, Symbiodiniaceae. The record is from the annotation of a GenBank genome assembly.